Hydatigera taeniaeformis is the source of this 1503-nucleotide messenger RNA. The record is from the annotation of a GenBank genome assembly. NCBI's taxonomy places the organism in Eukaryota, Metazoa, Platyhelminthes, Cestoda, Cyclophyllidea, Taeniidae.
AUGCAUCGUCCUGCCAAACCGACACGUCUCAACACGCCUCCACCGGCCAAGUGGACUUCACGAAACUCUCACGUGCACAACCACGCGACCCUCAUCCAUGCAUCGAUCCACCUGCGGUCUCUGUACCGUCGGCUUGAGGCCUACAGCGUUGCGGUGAGGUUCGACAUGGCCAAAAACGCCGUUCGAGAGGUGAUUUGCAUCCACAUUGGACAGGCGGGAGUACAGAUUGGCAAUGCCUGUUGGGAGCUGCUUGGACUGGAGCACGGCGUUCGACCUGACGGCUUCUAUUACGAUGGCUACGAGCCCACAGACAGCUCAUUUCUCACCUUUUACAAUGAAACUGGUCAUGGCAAAUUUGUGCCUCGGUCCGUCUUCAUCGACUUGGAGCCAACUGUAGUCGAUGAAAUUCGAUCUGGUUACUAUCGCCAACUCUUCCAUCCCGACAGUUUGAUUACAGGAAAGGAGGAUGCAGCUAACAACUUUGCACGAGGAUUCUACACUGUUGGCGAGUUGAUUGUCAACAAUGUGCUGAAUCAGAUUCGCAAGACUGUUGAAACGUGUCACAUGUUUCAGGGAUUUAUUGUCUUUCACUCCCUUGGUGGAGGCUCGGGGUCUGGUUUCUGCUCCCUCCUCAUUCAACACCUGUCCGAGGACUAUCGUAAAAGCACCAAAAUUGAAUUGUGUGUCUACCCCUCACCGCGUCUAGCCUCGGCUGUUGUGGAGCCUUACAACGCCGUUCUCACUACCCACUCGUGCAUUGAACUCUCUGAGGUCUGCUUUCUCAUGGAUAAUGAGGCGGUGUGGGAUAUUUGUCGUCGCAAUCUCGAUAUUCGUCGUCCCACCUUCACCAACAUCAAUCGCAUUCUUGCACAAAUUAUCUCCUCUCUCACCGCAGCUCUGCGAUUUGAAGGUCAGUUGAAUGGAGACUUGACGGAGUUUCAAACCAACCUUGUGCCCUAUCCUCGGAUUCACUUCCCUCUCAUUACCUUCGCACCCAUUGUGGCUGCAGACAAGGCGUAUCACGAAACCAACUCCGUUGAUCAGAUUACUAAGGCCUGUUUUGAGCCAGCAAAUUCCUUUGUCAAAAUAGAUCCUCGACUAGGCAAAUACAUGGCGGUGUGUCUCCUCUACCGAGGUGAUGUGGAUCCAGCCAGUGUUAAUUCGGCCACCUCGGCUAUAAAGUCAGCCAAUUCAAUCCACUUUGUGGAUUGGAGUCCCACCGGCUUCAAAGUGGACAUCAACAGUCAACCGACAGCCACUGUGCCGGGUGGAGAUUUGGCACGAGUUAUGCGAACAUGUUGUAUGCUUGCCAACAGUACAGCUAUUGGUGAGGCUUUUAUUCGAAUUGACAGAAAAUUUGACUUAAUGUUCAAAAAGCACGCUUUUGUCCACUGGUUUGUGGGAGAGGGCAUGGAGGAGGACGCCUUUUUGACCGCACGUCAAGAUUUGGCCGCAUUGGAGCAAGACUACGAGGAGGUGGGCUUCGACACCAAAACGGAGUAG